Micropterus salmoides (largemouth bass) is the source of this 10641-nucleotide messenger RNA. It is a transcript of the gene map4l, whose product is annotated as microtubule associated protein 4 like. The record is from RefSeq and is a predicted model, not a curated record. Gene Ontology annotation, molecular function: microtubule binding. Gene Ontology annotation, cellular component: neuron projection. The transcript has 17 exons. Gene Ontology annotation, biological process: neuron projection development; microtubule cytoskeleton organization. Lineage: Eukaryota; Metazoa; Chordata; Actinopteri; Centrarchiformes; Centrarchidae. The coding region runs from base 165 to 3659 and encodes 1164 amino acids.
UGUGUGAGCGCUCGCUGGCACCAGUCUGCUCUGCAAGCAGCGAAAGGUGGAGAGAUUUUCACCAUCACACACUGUGACUGUUACACAUAUACACACACGCACACACACUCACACAUAUACACAGUCAGCGAAAGAAACGGGACGCAUAGAAACGUAACAGGACUAUGGACCUGAGCCUGCGAGAUGCUCUGGGUGGAGGUGGAGUCUCAGGUGGGGCCCCUGCUGAGUCCCUGCUGAAGAGAGACUUUGCAGCCACGCUGGAGAAGGACAGCUUUGAUGACAAGGUGGGAGAGACAGUCACCAAGAGCGACUACCGACCCUUACUGGAUGGAAAGGACACCAAGAGCGGUCCAGGGAUGAUGUCAUCUAAGAUGUCAUCAGGGGUACACCAAGACUCACCUGGACAGCCUGCCUUCAGCUCUGACUACCUGUCUGGUCCUAUGAUGGGUGGGAGGACAGAUCAGUGGAGCUUGAACAAGACAAAGGACAGCAGCAUGCCUGACUCAUUUCUAGGCUUCUCUCAGUCUGGGAUGGGGGGGACCAUGGGGUCCAGCCUGCCACCAUUUCAGACCAGUAUGAGCUCCACUCUCGGCCAGAGUGGGAUGGGUUCAGCUAUGGACACCCAGAAGAAUUCAGGCCUGUUUGGUGUGGAAAACAAAACCACAAGUGGAAGCAGUUCGUUUAAAACCAGUGAUCUGUUAUCUUCUGGUGGCCCGGGAAUCCACUCUAUGGAUCAUUCUACAGCUCCCGUCCUCUCUCCCAGCGGCUCAAUGGACGACAGCAGUCCCAGUUCCUCCACCUCCGAUCCCCUCAGCCCCGAGAGAGUGGGGCCGGGGGGCAAGGCUGGCAAGCAACAGCAGAGACGGAAGAAGAAGAAGAGGAAGGAUCGUGGCGAGGUCUACGCCUUCUUGGAUAGCCAGGAGAAUAACAUUGGCCAAUCAGACAAGCAUGGGAUGCAGGAUAAGGGUGGAUGGGAGGCAGAGGAGGACGUAGACGAGGAGGAGAACCGGGAGUGGGAGAUCAGAGAGAGUGGAGGAGGGGGACGAGUGAAAAGCAGGAAGACUAAGAGUCGGGCAAGACUUCCAGAGGAGUGGGGGGCUCCCCAGCAGCCCAUCUCCCCCACGUUGGCUACAGUCGCUCCUACCUGGACUGCAACUGUAGACUCUGGUCCUUUUGACUCCAGAGCUCCAAACUCCAGCCCCAGUCCUGUUUUGCCAUCUGCCCCCGCACAAAUACCCACAAGUUUCACCAACAGUUUGCAUGCUAGCCCUGUAACAGAUUCAUCUCCACGCUCCUAUGAGCCGAUGUGUGUAGACGAUUUCCUGAUGUCUGCUAAAGGUGGUCAAAAAGCAAACGAAGACAAAGUUUCGACCAGCAAUCCUGAACCUAACGUUAGUUUAGUGGCUAGUGCUGCCAACAAGAGUAGUUUAGCUGGGGAUGUUAGCAGUAGUCUAGCAUUGAUGGCAGGGGACAAUCUGAGCCCAGUCUCCCAGACCUUCUCUUUCCUGGAUUCUGUCCUCCAGACCCCCCCAGGCUCCACUCCUGACUCACAGACCACCACCCCUAUAAUAAACACCCCCUCCCUUGCUACCGCUCUCCUGUCAAAUUCCACCCCGACAGAGACCUCCAUCCCUGCUUCACAAGCUUCUUCUGUUUUCAGUCCCUCCAAGAGCACUAUAGACUUUCCUCCUACUUCCGCUUUGUCCACCAACCCAUCACCCUUAGCUGCCGCAGACCCACACCCACCUACAAGUGCAGUCGGAUCCUCCCUCAACGUUGAUGCCCAGCCUUUUGUUCCCUCAGCCACACUCAUAUCCUCCACGGCCAUAUCUGUUAAGACCUCCUCCACUCCUGUUACAGCAGCAGCAGCCUACACGGCAACCACUGCUACGGUGUCCACUACCACCUCAGACACUGCCCUUAAGUCCUCUGCUUCUCCCCGUAGGAAUGAAGCCUCUCCCACAUCAGGCACUCCCCCCCAAAAUGUAGUCACACCAUUUAGCUCAGUAACAACCACUCUCCCUUCUUCCAUCACCCCUGCAGCCCCUCCCUCUCUCCCUGCACACUCAGAGCACCAGGAGUCCUCGUCGUCACAGCUCCCCCCACUGGAAGUGAAAUCUGACAACAAGGACAAGCAGGAGAAGAAAGACAUCAUGUCCAGCAAGACAGACAAGAUCGACACCUUUGACAAAAAAGAGAAAGAAGAGCAGCAGAAGAAGGACAACGGCCCAGACAAGAACCAGAAGUCUGAGAAGAUUGUCAAAGAUGAGGAAAAGAUAGAGAAGAUGAAUGUGGAGAAAAACAACAAGGCCAUGGAGAAGGCAGAGAAGGUAGACAAGCCGGAGAAGACCAACAAGGAUGAAAAGAAAGAAGAGGAGAAGAAACCGGCUGAGAAGAAGGAAGAGAGCGGGAAGGGAGUGAAAGGAACUGCCAAGUCCCCAACAGGCAACAGCAGCAAGACUCUGCCAAGCCCUGACAGCAAGAGCAAGCCUGACGUGGCUUCAGCUAAACCAAACUCAGCCAAAUCUCGCCCAUCCACCCUCUCCACCAAUGGCGAGGCCAACUCGGCCAAACGCCCCAUCCCCACCACAGCCUCAACCAAUAAAAAAAGCCCUGUACCCAAGGCGACCACACCCACCGCCGUCAAGCAGUCACCAAUGGCAGUUGGUUUCGCCAAGGCUGCCAAGACUCCAGAAAAUGGAACAGCUGAGAAACGCCCACCUGUGCCAAAGGCCACAGCCACACCCCGUGCUACUGCCAAUAAGAACAGCUCCUCUGCGACUGCUGCAAGUAAAACCGCUGCGAACAAGAAUGACAAGACUGAGAACAAGACGGGAGAGGCCAAGAAACCCAAGAGUACAGCCCGUCCUCGCCCGGCCUCCACCACCACUCCUGCUACUCCGGCUGCCUCCACUAACGGUGAAAACACCUCCGCCCACCGCCGCCGGGUCAUCACCAAACCCCCUGUGCCCAAGCAAACGCCACUGGAGAAGAAGCCACCGGUGCCCCGUGCUCCUCGUACCCCUCGGCCCAUUAACGCUCCAACACCUGAUCUGAAGAACAUCCGGUCCAAGAUCGGAUCCAUUGACAACAUCAAGUACCAGCCUGGUGGAGGAAAGGUCUCCUCCACUCCAAACAACAAGACUUCCGAUCCCUCCACCCCUGCUGCCAAGACCAGAGUUCAGAUAGUGCACAAAAAGCUGGACUUCAGCCAUGUCACGUCCCGCUGUGGCUCCAAGGACAAUAUCAAACAUGUCCCUGGAGGUGGCAAUGUGCAGAUCCUAAAUAAGAAGGUUGAUUUGAGCAAGGUGACAUCCAAAUGUGGCUCCAAGGACAACAUCAAACAUAAGCCAGGUGGAGGUGAUGUGAAGAUUGAGUCCCAUAAGCUAAACAUUAAAGCUAAGUCUAAGAUUGGAUCCCUGGAUAACGUGGGGCCAGGCAACGGACAGACCAACGGACACAAGGAGGAGAAAACAGAGGAGAAGACAUCUUCACCCCCAAGUGGUGCUCCGACAACAGGACCAGCAGGCGUUGCUAAGGCAACAGCACCAGGAGGAACUAAGGAGAAUGGAGUGAAGGACCCCACACCUACUCCUUUUGGGGGUGACGGCCUGAGGGAGCCCCUUAGCAUAGACAAACGCAUCACUGAGACAAAUUGAGUCCCAGUGACGUGUAGAGUUUGGACACGCAUGGCGCAGGCCGACUUGCCAAUCAACCGACCAACCAACCUACCACGGCGCAGUCACUUCCCUCUUCCCUUCAUCUCGCCCACCGCAGUACUGAACUGACCAAUUGUCUCUCAGUGUUUCUCUGAGGUCCGCCUGCCAGCUUCCUGCUACCAACCCUGAUCUUUGACCUCUUUACGCCCUCUGGUUGCCCUUUGGCCCUGCCCACCACAGCACUUGCUGUUUGUCUGUGUUUCUCUGUGUGGGGAUCCACCAGCUUCUCUACUGAUAAAAUUCCCUUGUAAUCACUGAUUUAGAGGAUUUCAAUCCCAUAUUUAAUAACCUUAAACGCAAUAAACCCACUAUCGUAGUCAAUGCUGUAUGGAUAUUGAGCAUAGCCAAUUUUUUCACAGAAUAUUUCCACCUAUGAGUACAAUUACUGUUUUAUCACGUGUCCUUAUAGCGCAAAGACCCUGCUUCAGAACUCAGUUUCUAAGGCUAAUCUAUGGUCUCUAUUAUAAGCUUUUACAAUUCAAAACCACUUUGAUCUUCCAACCUUGUUAGCAGACCUAUGCCCUACCUCUAUUCCCAGUCCUGGUCCAUUUAGCUCCAGACCACACUAACCAGCUGAGGGCCUGCUACUGGCCAGCAGCAGGGCAAAUACUGUCAAGUCUGCUUCAGAUCAACACGUUCCAGCCUCCCAGCCAGCUAGCCAGCCAUUAUUUUCAAAUAGACAGUAUCUACAGCACUGCACAUUAUCUAAUUAAAGGUAAUUCUACAACUCACUCAUCAAUCAUUAUUUCCCAUUAGAUCUCUUGGUAUCAUUGCACCAGUUUGUCUCCACCAAAUGUAUUACAAUACUGCUUCUUUAUCUCUGGACUUGAUGCUCACAAUUAACAGUGAUCAAUGCAGAGGACAAGGACUUAUAUAGAGUAGAGGGGAUACAGUUUGGAAAUAGAUCUAAAGUUAUCAUUCGAAAUCAGUACAGAGAAGUCAGAAACUAUUAGGAUGUUAGACAAUUCGUGUUCAAUAAAAGAAGAAUUUAUCGAGAGUACUUGCAGAUGACUUUAUGUGGUUAGUGCAUGAUAAUCAUCAAGAAAGGUAGGCGUAAAGUGAUGGGAGAGCUCUGUUGUUUCACUGGGUGGUCUUGGCUCAAAAAAUUAUUUGGCAUCUAACAGGUAUUUGAUCUCGAAGUUAAGAUCACAGCAUUUGACUCUGAAGUAGUGAGCCAAUCUGAAGGAGGGAUUAAAAUCAAUUUAUUGCGGAAGAAUCGUCAUGAUCAGUGGUUUUGCUCAUGCUGGCAAAGUAAAACUGUGACAUUGCUUUGACAAGCUAAUUUCCACCAUUGACCAAUGUCAAGCCAUCUUAUAUGCGCUGUGCUUUGAGGGAUCGGAGAGCUGUCCAAAAUGUAGGAAGCUACGGUAGUAUUAUGAACUACCUCUGUUUAGAGUAUAAACAGCUCCACAAAAGAGGAAUAGUUCUAAAGUAAUAAUUAUGAGACUUUUGAAUAAAUGGUCUGAACAUAUUUUCCCAUUAGCAACUGUGCUAACAAGCUUGCUUGAUUAGCAGGCUUGCUCUCUUCAGUAAGUGAAUGAAAUGACAGUCCUAGAACGAAAUAUCUUUUUUGGGACUGACUUGCACUAGUUUUCAAUCUUGAAUCUACUUCGCCAAGCAACUAAAACUACAUAGUAUAUCGAGGCACGGAUGAAUUUCACCAUACCAUUUUGUGGUAUGAUCGGGCCUUAAGACAAUAUUCGUAUAGACUUAGUAACCCUUGACCUUUUAAAUAAGCUCACAUAUGUGACCCUUUGCAUGGCAAAAGGAACUAAAUCCUUUAGUAUAAAUUUUCUGUUUAAGACUGUUUCUGCCACAGAACAUGCAACCCUGCUCUCCUGCACCAUAACCCUUUGGUUCCCACACUGUCUAAUCGCUUGAUCCAGUAACCCCCCAUUUAAUCUUCAGUCCCACUCAUACACCUAUAGACACUCCUGUGAGGAUCCUCAGCAGUCACCCUGAGCUGUGUCUAGUAUUUACAGUUCAUAUGUGGCUAUUAGGGACAGACAGAUCCUUCCUUCUCUCACACAUGUAGCAUUUCCUGGUCAUGUGGAGAGUGGGUGGGGCUACAUAGCCACAUCCUAGUUUAAGUCCUCCCACUAGGCGGUACAUCUUUGAAUCUUCUAUGCCCUUUUUGACCAAAUUAGCUUUGGUUCUUGAACCAGUUCUGUUCAAGAUUCUUGGAACACUAAUGCUAUCUAGCAAAGUAGCCCAACCAGUUUUGAGCAGAACAUUAUAAUCCAGGAUGCGUCAUCAAUGGAGGGCUAUUGGAAUAUGACACGCCCAUUUUUGUUCGCACUUCAGGUCAAGGAAAACCUGAUAUUUUUUGGUUCCUGCUCCACCUUUCGGGUUGCGAACCAGUUUAUUUUUGGUCGAAAUUCUCCAAACGGUUCAAAAUUCAGUGCGCGAACCAGAACGGAGCUAGUUCCAUGUUGGUGGAAAAGGCCUAUCUGUGAGACCUGCUAACUUUCUUCACACACAAACACUCUUACACGUAAGCACAGAUAUUGAUAGGAAAGCACACACAUGCUUGUUGGUGUGGAUGUACACACACACACACACACUCAGAACAGAAAUCAGCACACAAACAGUAUAUUCACAAACACAAAUCAGCACGCUAAAAUAAAAACGGUAUGCUGUUCAGCUUCAUAGAAGAAUUUCUCUGUGCUAGAAUGAAACCAACUCUUUAUUGUGCUUUGGUGGUCUAUGCUAAUAUUUUUAAAACAAGGAUGAGCUGUGUGUGUGCGUUGGUCCUGUCAUAGUCAGUGUCGGACAGUUUCAUCAUAGGCUCAGCUCAUCCUGCCUCCUUCUCGUCUAUCCUCUUCCUGUGUUUCAUUCCAACUCUUUGACAGCAAUACAGUGAUCUUAGUUGGGAACGCGAUGUACACACAGAGAGAUGGACAGAGACAGAGAAGAGCCAUAGAAGUUAACCGGUAGUUAAGAGAGGAGUGAGUUCACUUGCAGGAAGAACUGUAAAGGGAAUAAUGUUACAUUCAUGGCACGUCUGAAGUUGGCAUUUUCUUUGCAACUUUUUAUUGAUUUACUAAUGUACUUAAUAGAGACUAGUAGAUUCAACAUACUAAGAGCUAUUACCAAGCCACUUUAGGUGACUACUGUAGUACUAUAGUAGAAAAUUAUCAAGAUGUUCAGAGUUUCAAGUUAUCUAGUGUCUCUGGCAUAUAGUUUACUUAACAUCUGUAGUGUAAAUAGAUGGAAGUAAAUUGCUUUUUAAUUGCUUUUUUUUAAAACAUUUUUGUUCUGCAUUUUCUUGUUCUUUGUUUUGUAUAGGAUAUCACUGGAAGUUAUUACAAAAGGUUUAUUUAUUAAAAACGUGUUUUACUAAACUCGACAGCAUGAACUGCCCAGCUCCAAAAUGCCAUGAAUGCAGCAGUAUUUCAGCAAGGCAGAAGUUGUCUUUAUAAUGAAAAAUCUCUAGUUGUAAAAUAGAGAACCACAUUUUAAGCGAUAACAACACCUAAAAUUGUAGGGAACAUUUUUUGUAUUAUUCUAGGGAAUCAUCUAAAUUCAGUUUUGGCAUUUUAGAUUCUAUUAAAACACUGUGAAAUUACUUUGAUUUACAGACCAUAAGCAUUCUUAUGUGUCACACCAGUAUAAUGAGUAGAAGCAGCCAUCUUAAUGGAGAUCUAUCUACUCACUGUCUAUGCAUUGUGCAUUAAAGGCUGGGAGGGUCAUCGCUGAAACUAUGAAGGAUUAGUGACGUGUUUGUAGGGUGUUGUCGUACUUGUCAGAUGUGUGAAGUGUUACUACUGCAUCCAUCCUGUAGAGAGUGCUGCUUAGCCUCUGGAACACUGAUAGUCUGGCUCUGAGACUCAUCAAAGGCUGAGUGAGAAACCUUACAUCAUUAGAGAAGCUUCUGUGGAGUUACAUCCUGCUGUCAUUUAAUAAGCUUUGAUGGCCACUCUAUACUAUUGUGUCUGGAAUACUAAAAAUCAUGUUAAUUAUGUACAGCUCCCCUUAAAACCCCAAAGUCUUGUGCUCUUUGAACACAGUCUUGGUCAUUUAUUGAAGCACUGACGUGAUAUAAAAGUUGCUUUAUUGUAUAUUGGUAAAACAUUGUCAACUGUGUACUGUACAUCUGUGCUUUUGGGAGCAAAACAGUCUUGGUAGUUAGAGACAGUUAUGAUAAUCAAAGAGCAAGUGAUCAAAUAGUCAAACAAAAAAGACUAGACUAAAACUAAAAACACCAUAUAAGCAUUUUAAUAUUGUACUCUUCCCUCCAAAUCAUUCCCAUGAGUUGCCUAAAAGUAAAACAUCAGACAUGACAUCUGUGUGGAUCAUAUGUGAAAACGACAAUGUGAAUCUUUCUUUGGGAAUAGAAGAACAAAGGGAUGAAAGCACUUUGAUAGGUGUAGACAGUGGUCCGUGUAUAUAAAAUAGGAGCAAGUUGUAGUCUUAAUGUGUCUUGGAAGCUAUGUAUGUUCCCAUAUGACGGGAUGAUCUGAUGUUGUGUAUCAUGGAUGACGCAUCGGUAGCCCUUUAUCUUGGUCAGCUUAGAGGAUUUUAGUGUAACUUUGGUCACCUGUGUUGUACAAUUGGCUAUGAUGGUUUAACACUGUCCGGUGUGUCCCCAUGUUGUUCCCGUCAACAUUCACUGGUUAUUACUUUCUGACCAAGCUACAAAGUCUCAUUUACGAAGUGGGCAAGUUCCUUCUUAUCAUUAAAUUUAAAGGAUGCCUCUGGUAGAAGGGUUUGCCAUGAAUGAAUUUCACUCCUUUAAAGUAUAAAGUAAGCAUAAAGUAUGUUAAGUCAUUGUAUGUGAUUUUCAUGAUCCUAAAACAGUGACAACUGACAAUGUGUUGAGACACGAGAACAGUUCCAAAGCUGCAUGGUUAAAUAAUUUUAAUGACAAGCAUUCAAACCUGUGAGGUUGAUUUCGCAACCUGUAAAACAGACAUUAGAUUUGAUGAAAAUGAUGCACUUUACGUGUGAGGAGGUGAGUGAUGUUAUCCAGACAGCUACCAAGUUUUUGUAAGGGAAAUUGCUAAUGAUGAAGAUUGUGAUUCUGUUUUGCAAUGUAUGAAUCUACAGGCUAUAAACUAAAAAGCAAUUCCAGUUAAGUAAGUUUGUAAAACUUAGUACAUGUGAUUUAAGUGAAGUCAUAGUGAAAUAAAAUUGGUUGUUUUCCACGUAUUUGUUAAGGAUUUUGGAAGGGCAUUCUUGUAGAGAGCUGACAGGAAAUGAGAUGGGUGAUGACGUGACACAAACGUCCCUGGACACGGUCAGCAUCUUAAACCGUUAGGCCAACCAGGCAUCGCAAAGUGAAUAGUGAUUAAGCUAGAUUCAUGCUUUUAGUACUUAGGAUUAUUUGUGGAAUAAAUUUAACAUUGCAAUUUUGCAGCUUGGACAAAAGGCAAUAAUCAGAUUCACUCUGAUGUCCCCUCACAAAUGUUUGAUUCCCCAGUUAUAGAGCUUGAAUACCACCUUUCCACUAGUAUCUUACACUGUCCCUUGUAUAUAUUUUCCACCACGUUUUUAUCACUCCAGAAGUAACUCAAAUAAAUAAAACAACAAAAAACAAAAAAAAAACGUAUUAACACUGAGUGAAGGAUGUUGACAGAUGAGCUUUCACCUCCAUAGACCUGUUACCGUUAGGGUCAAUAAUGGUAUUAUAAGAUUGAAAGCAUCAGAAAGGAAAAGUGUACUUUUCUUUUUUCAGAGUCUGCCUUUGUCCUCCAAGAAAAGAGCUGCUUAAGUAUCAAGAAUGUUUUUAAAAUGUAUUAAAGAUGCAAGAUUAUGAAUUCAUGUAUGAGGUUUGUCUCUGUUCUGUUUUGGAAGAUAUGUCAUAUAUGGAUACACUAUUAAUGGGAUUCAUGUUGACGGGCAGGAAGGGAGGCAGUGUGUGUCAUGUUUGGUGAGGUCUAAUACGUGGCUUAACAGAAGUAUCACAGAAAAAAAAACCUGGGAUCACAUAAAAACAAAAUCGCACACAUUGGUUGGCAGACUUUACUUCAUUAAAACAGUAAGAAACAAAGUGUUUUCCACUUCAGUUUGAAAUGCACUACUCUACAUGUGACAUGUGACACACAUUGGUCAGCCCUUACUCCCGCCUACCGCCACCCCCCUGUUAGACUUUCCAGGCUUAGUCUUUUGGCAUGUGGUAGAAAGUAAUGUUCUGUAUUAAACAGCUCUUAUAGACACCGUGUCAUACCUACCAACACAAGAUUGGAUGAAAGGAGGACCAAAGUAUUUUCUCAGUGUCAAAAGAAAAAGGCUGAAAAUAAUGGAAUAUUUUAGACCAAUUUGCACAAUUUAAAAGCAUAUGGUAUAUUAAUGGAAUUUUGAAUUUGAAUUGUCCUCCUAAGAGAGGCAGCUAAUUGCAUGAAAUGUAACUUGGAAAAAGGUUAAAUCCAGAACAAAAGGGAGUGUUGGUAGAUAAACACCUGGAGCCCUUAGCUGUGUCUCCCACCUACAGAGGCUUGUCAGCAUCACAGCACUGAAAAGUAGCUUUCUCUACUUGUGUCCUUUACCACAUAUACAGCAACUACCAGAUGGUAAUCCAGUUAAAAACCAAUAUUCAAACUGUCUGUUUAUCAAGGAGAGCACAAAAUUAGAACUCUGUAUUUUUACAUGAUAAAUACAGUAUUGAUUUUAUUCAUGAGACAGGCUUUGUCCCAAUCUGUCUUUACACAUUUACAGGAACCAGGCAAAAUAAUCUACUUUUCAGUGCCGUGGAGUGGGUCCACUAUAUUGCGUGCUGUGUUAUUCUGUAGGGCACAACACCAUAGCAAGAGCAUGCAGAAGACAACAAACUGCUGGUUGUUAGAGGCAUCUGUCCCAUUAGAUAGAGCUCAUCUCCCCCUAUAAUUCUGAAUAUUUGGUAUGAAAGAGUUGUUCAUUGUGAUUAAUUGUUAACCAGUGAUGUGAAUAUUAAUCAUGAAAUAAAAAGAUGAGCAAAAGAUCA